This is a messenger RNA of Petromyzon marinus (sea lamprey), 4854 nucleotides long. RefSeq lists its product as uncharacterized. Gene Ontology annotation, biological process: regulation of transcription by RNA polymerase II. Gene Ontology annotation, molecular function: transcription corepressor activity. NCBI's taxonomy places the organism in Eukaryota, Metazoa, Chordata, Hyperoartia, Petromyzontiformes, Petromyzontidae. The record is from RefSeq and is a predicted model, not a curated record. Gene Ontology annotation, cellular component: nucleus.
CCCUCCCUCCUCCUUCCCCCCACCAAUCCCCCCCCCACCACCGUGUGCCACCACCACCACACUCCGUCUUACGCCUCCUCCCACCCUUGCUCCCUCCCCCGAUUCUCCGCGCGUUCGCUGUGCUCAAGGCGAGAGUUGAACCGACUUGACUCGGGAGUUGUGAAGGCGACAGAGUAGAGGAAGGGGGGGGGGGCGUUGUUGUUGUUGCUGCAGCGAGACUUGGAAGUGCGUCGUAGUGGUUACGACAACAUCACCAUCACCACCACCAUCACCGCAACAACAACAGCUCCGGCCGAAAAUAAACGGCGACUAACGCAGCGACCAUGGCUUCGGCGGCCACGUCGCGUCGACAGUCUUGCUAUCUGUGCGACCUUCCGCGCAUGCCGUGGGCCAUCAUCUGGGACUUCUCGGAGCCCGUGUGUCGUGGCUGCGUGAACUACGAGGGCGGGGACCGCAUCGAGUUGGUCAUCGAGGCCACGAGGGCCAUGAAGCGAACCCACGGCUUCCAGGAUCACCGGCGGUCGCCUGGACCCAUGGCUCAGCAUUCGGGCCCCAAAAUCGUCAAAGAGCUGUCGGCGUCUUCCGCGGGACUUGCGUCCAGCCACGUGGAUUGUAGGGGUGGCAGCUUGCAGCAGCAGCAGCAGCAUCAGCAGCACCAGCAACACCAACAACACCAGCAGCAGCAGCAUCAGCACCAGCAGCACCAGCAGCAGCAGCAUCAGCAGCAGCAGCAACACGAGAGGUACGCGCGCAUGCUCGAGUACCAGCCCGUGUCGCUGAGCCGCAUGCAGGCGAACGGUUUGGCCGCGGCUGUCGUGGGAGUCAACGGACUGGGCCACGGUUCGCACGGCUCUUCACACGGCAGCAGCAGCAGCAGCAACAACAACGGCGGCGGCGGCGGCGGCGGUAAGGGGUCCAACAACGAAGAUCCACCCGAGCUGAACCGACAAAGUCCCACUCCGCCCCGCAGGGCGGUGUCCAUCGCCGCCGUAGCCGCCGCCGCGGCGGCCGCUGCCGCAGCCGGGCAGCCACCGAACCUGUUGCCCCACGGGCUCAUGAACGGCCCCGGGGGCACGCAGCUUGCCGUGCACCCGUUGCUGGCCGGCGGCGGCGGCGGGGUGGUGCCCGUCAACAAGCGCGUGUCGGUGGAGCACGAGCACAAGGGUCUGCCCCCCGAGAUGGGUGCAGGAGACGGGCUGCACGCGCGCGGUGGCCACCGCGUGGAGGACCCCUGGGUCAUGGCGAGCGGGGUCGGGAAGCCCAAGACGGUGCGCGAGACGCUCAUCUCGCUCAACGGGGGGUUCGAGAGCAGGUUACGGAAGGAGCACUCGCUCCUCGGCAGAGUCUUUCCCUUCGACGGAGGUGCCAAGCAAGGUGGCCGCGGUGUGCGCAAGCGCAAGGCCUCUCCGGAGCCCGACUGCGACCCCGGCGGGCCCCACUCGGGGAUCUCCUCCGGCAUCCCCUCUUCGGUGGCUGCGGGGGUGGCGUCGUCGGCGGGGGGCGUCGGCGGGCCGACCAAAUUGGAGGGGGCCGCGUCGGACGACGGCCCUGGCGGCCCGCCGGGGCCGCUCGCUCACGGCUCGCGGCCCCCCCCCGUCCCGUGGAUCCCGGCGUGCGAGGCCCUGAAGCUGACGCUCAGCUCCAACGCAUUCCCCGGCUCAUCGUCCACCGCCGCUGCGUUGCAGCAGCAACAAGCGUCGAGCAGCAGCGGCGGCGGCGGCGGCGGCGGCGUCGCGGCCACCGCGUCGUCGUCCGACGGGAACCGCACCACGCCACCCGACUCGGUCGCCUCGUCCAACGGGACCAACGGCGCCGCCGCCGCCGCCUCUUCCUCCACCGCCACUUCCUCCACUUCCUCCUCGUCGUCGUCAUCAACGGCCGCUGCCUCCGCGUUGGCGACCCUCAUGUCGUCGUCGUCGUCGUCGUCGUCGUCGGCUGCGGCGGCGGCGUCGUCCGCGGCGGCGGCGGCGGUGGCGGCGGUGGCGGCCGACUCGAUGCAAGACGAGCCGUCGCCCGGCAAAGACGGCGGCUCCAACGCCGUGCACUCCACCACCACCACCACGGCGGUGGCGGCGGGUGGCGCCAUGCGGGGGGCGGGCAGCCCCGGCUCUCCCGGCAGCAGCGGCAGCGGCAAGAGGCUGGCCGGCGCGGGCGAGCAAAGUGGCGGCGGCGGCGGCGGCGGCGGCGGUGCCAACAACGCCAACGGAUCGGCGCAGGGCAGCAACGGCAGCGGCGGCAGCAACGGGGUGAACAACAACGGCGUGCCUGCCGGGAGCGGCGGGGCGGGGGGCCCGGACUCUGCGUCGGCGGGUGCCGGUGGCGCGGGGGGCCCCCUGUGCUGCACCAACUGCCACCAGCGGCUGGAGGACACGCACUUCGUGCAGUGCCCGUCGGUGGCGGCGCACAAGUUCUGCUUCCCGUGCUCGCGCGACAGCAUCAAGAAGCAGGGCACGAGCAGCGGCGAGGUGUACUGCCCCAGCGGGGAGAAGUGCCCGCUGGUGGGCUCCAACGUGCCCUGGGCCUUCAUGCAGGGGGAGAUCGCCACCAUCCUGGCCGGCGAGAUGACCGUCAAGAAGGAGAGGGACACCUGAUGGUCGGGGGAUCGUAGGAUGGGAUCGUCGGAUGUGUUGGAGGAUUUGCAUGGAUCGUGGUGGCGGAAGUUGUGGGGGCACGUGUCGGUUGUGACCGGAGUGAUGGAUCUGCGUGGUUGAGAUUGCGUGGCUGCAAUUGCGUGCGUGAUUGAGUGAUUGGGAUUGCACGGUUGGGAUAGUGUAGUUGGUCUGUGUGCUUGAGAUGGCAUGGUUGGGAUUGCAAGGUUGGGAUUGCGUGGUUGAGAUGGCAAGGUUGGGAUUGCGUGGUCGGGAUUGCACGAUUGGGAUUGUGUGAUUAGGAUUGCAUGGUUGAGAUUGCGUGGUUGGGAUUGCGUGGUUAAGAUGGCAUGAUUGGGAUGGCGUGAUUGAGAUUGCGUGGUUAGGAUUGCACUGUUGGGAUCGCGUGGUUGAGAUUGCACGGUUGAGAUUGAUGGCAAUCCAAUUGCCAGCCGGUUGUGGGCAGUCGCGCACCCAGUUGGAAUGAUAUUAACCGAGAGCAACACCCAGAGGCAGCAAGUAACCGAGGUGGAAACAACGUUUUUGCUGCCGUCACCGAGCUCAGGCCCAAAAGCGUCGAGCGGCCAGCAACAAUCGUCACGAGCAUCGACACCCCCCCCCCCCCCCCCUUGUGGAGCGGCGCUACGGGACUCACGAAACGCCCGUCGCUCGAACGCUUUUCUUCCGCAUGUAGCUCAGUCUGGCGGGCACCGCCGCCGGAGGGCCUCUGGCGGUGGAGCGAGCGAGCGGCCGGUGCUAUCGGGGAGGUCGCCGGGUCACACGUCCCCUCCCCACCCCUCCCUUUUCCCCGGUGGGUUUGGGGUGGGGUGGAGGGGGCCGAUAAAAACGAGCACCACUUUUUUCAGCAACUUCAACGGCGGUUGUCCUGUCGUAAAGACUCUCGCUCCCCCGCCGCCCGCCCGCCCGCUCACCCGCCAUAGGAAUGUGGAAUUUCCUGCCACCGGCUCAGGGCCGCAAACGGGAGAUCACUUUCGACCGCUUGCCACCUUCAAUAUGUAAAUCAGGAAGCGAAUCUUAAAAAUGGGUCUGCAACGUACCACGUUUGGGGGGGGGGGGGGGGCGGCCCAUUUCCGCUUUGCCCCCCCCGCCCCCACCCUCGGGCCCCCCCCCACCCCACCCCACCCGUCCCUUGAGUCUUGUUCUUUGUCCGGAAUAUUUCCGUUCCAGUUGGAGUGGGACUCAGAAGGCGGCGGAUGAGUAGGAUGAUGAUGAAGAGGAUGAUGAGGAGGAGGAUGGAAGACGUUUGUGAUUUCGUUGGCUUUCAAACGCCACACCACGACCCCGAGUGAACGACGGCGACGGUGGCGAUGGCUCGUUGGAGGGUGGCAGGGUCGAGUCUGCUCCUGCUCCUGCUCCAUCAUCAUCAUCAUCGCCGCCGCCUCCGGCUCUCCGCGGUGUGGCUCAUGUGACCACGGCAAUUCGUGGGCGACGACGACGAUGGCCGGCCGUGCCAUUGAAGAUGAUCCACACCCGCAACCCCCUAACCGCCCCGUCCGCAGGUACGUGGAAUUUCCGCAAAACACGCAACUUGAGCCGAGGGACAGCCACCCCGCGCGGGAGACAGAGCGACGGGACUGGCCCCUGAACGCCAGUGGAUCCGUUCCAUCGCGGGAGAUCGCACCGUCAGCCUGAGAAGCGGAGGCCUUCAUCCAGCAGUGGACUGACCAUGGCUGGGUGAUGGUGACGAUGAGCGAUAGAUACGCAAGAUUUUGUUCGCCGGGUGUGAAACCGGCUCACAACAACAAAAAACUGCACGAACGCCCGUUGUUGUUGUCGUCGCUUGUUGUUGUUAUGGCCCCGAAAAAACUUGACGACGCCCACAGCUGCCAAACGGAGAGAGACUCUCCAGCUGAAGUGCGGAGAUAAGGUUCGACUCCCGGCCGGCGAGCGAACACCGGCGAGAGCAGGAACCCACGCGACCACGAACGAGAGCGCUGGCGGGCGGGCGGGUGGGAUGGGGUAGGGGGGCACGUGUACAUUUCUCCAAGCGGUGAUGACGUCGUGCGCGUGUACAUAAGAUGCGAGAGUGGCGUCAACACGAGAGUGGGAGCGUGCACGCGCCCGCCGUGCACCCGCGCGUACACUCGCACGCGCGCUCACGUGAACGCCCCGUACACAUCGUACACUACACGCGCACGCGCGCGCAAGCGCACACGGACAAAAGGAAACUUGGGUCUGGUUUAAAAAAAAACUUGUUCUGAUUUGUGUUGCUGUUUAUAUUUUUGUGUGGGGGGUGGGGCAGAGG